UUGUUUAGGUAACUUGGCACUUGCUAAAUGCUAAUAGAGUGCUGGUGCUGGACGUUGGUCAGUGGUCACUGGGACUGGAAUUUCGGAACUAGUUACUCGUCUAAAUUUUAAUUCUAAAACUAAAUUCUAAAUAUUCGUAAAACUAGAAAGUUGUUAAGUGCAAUUAAGACAUGAAGUAAGAUUAAUGUUAAAAGUAGAUUCGUGACUUAAACUAUAACCGAUUUGAAUAAGUAUUUUGUUAAACAACUAACAAUCAUAACUCAAGAUUAAUUUUUUCUAGAUUUCUGAAACUGUCUUGAGAGAUGGAUCCUGUUCCUAAGGCUUCUUCUACAGUGCUUAAACCCCAACGUAAUCGUCUUUUAGAAAACUAUAAUAUAAGUCAGAAUGCAAACGAUACUUUUGGAACAAUGUAUUUGGAUGAACUAACUGGUAAUGAUUUGAUAAAAAAAUCCUUAACUGAUGAAACAAAUAGAAAAAAUUCUUUAAAAAUGGAUAGCUUGUAUUCUUCACUAAGUGGACAGUCCUCUUUGGGCAUUUUUGAACUCGAUAAUAUGUCUGAUAUCGUGCAAAAUUUUAAAAAAGAAGACUAUCCACAUAAUAUUGAGUCUGAACAACCUACUCUACAACGUCGGUCGAGUCAAAACUUACAAGCUAGGUUGACACUUGCUAGAUCAAGCAAGAUAAACAGUAUUGCCAAUGACAAAAGUUCACGUCUAUCACUGUCAAAUAAGACUAAUGUAUUUAAAGAUAUGUCAAUGCAAGGUAUUAAUAAUUAUAGCAGUUCAUUCUCAAGUGAUGACUUCAUACCAGGUAGUGAAUUUAAAGAAAAUUUAGCUGAAAUUGAAGAAGUUAAUCGAAAAGAGUAUGGGUCAUUAUCUGAGAGCCGGUUCAAUUUUACAUUAGAAGGAGAGAUGCAAUCACUUGAGAAUGGAUCAUUCGCUGCUAAAUAUUUUGCUGCUAAAAGUGUUCCAGUAGAAGAAUUGUCAGCAAUUUUUCCAAAAAAAAUAACUAAUGAGUCUUUUUCUAAUGGAUUACAACAAGAACAACAUACAUUUUUAAAAAACAAUACUCAAAAUAAAAGUCAUAAUGAACAAAUAUCUAUGGGAUAUAAAACCAUGUCUUCAGUAACAUCAUGGACUGAUACCCACGUAUCUCGUAAUUUUAUGAAUAUGACAAGCCUAUCUGAAAUAUCAGAAAUGUUAAGUAACAAAAUAGACGAUGAAAAAAAAAUGAAUCUAACCAAGGCACUAUUAGCAGGAGAUUCUCGCGAAAAUACACAAAUGGACAAAUCUAUUAGAUUACCUCAGAGACGACUUUCUACUUCCACUAGAUUUUCUAAUAUAUCACAAAAUCUUGAGCAUGCAGAUCUAUGUAAACCUUUUUCUACAUUGGAACACAGUAGAUUUGGUUCUCCUGAAAAAAAGUUUUCCAGAAUGGAAAAUAAUAUAGUUGAUAGUCCUCUUAAAUAUCAGAAGAAUUUAGUGCCAUCCAAACUGGGUUUCUUUGAUUCUCAUAGAGACAUUGAAAAUCAUGACUUGUAUAAUGAUAAUGGUCAUAGUAACAAAAAAAAAUCAACGAAAAAUAUUGUUGACAGUUUGGGUUGUAUUGAAAAUACUAGUAUAUCUUAUACUUCAAGCAUAUAUAAUGACGAGGAAAAGAAAAUUAUUAAGAAUGAAUGUUGUCGUUUUACUUUAUCACCUAUAAGUGGAUUUUUUGAAGACUGCGCUUAUAAACCAAAAAUAUUUGAAAAUUCAGUCGAUCUUACAAAGUUUUCAGUUUUAAGUACUAGUAAUGAAGAAUACAAAGAUAAUAUUUCUUUAAAUAAGUCUGCAAAUAUAUCAAAAAUAGUUCAUUGUUAUGAGGCAUUAUAUCAAGAGAAAUGUAAUAAAACAAAUCAACAAGAUUUUAAUGUGAUUUCCAAUGUUCUUGAUAUUGGUGAUGUAUGUAUUGGCACAUAUUCUCAAGCUGUAAUAACAUUAGAAAAUAGAUUAUCCAGAAAUACAAGCUACACACUACAUUUGAUGGAAGUAUUAGUUAAUAGUCCAAUAAAUUCUUCAUUUUUAGAAAAUGAAAUGACUAAUACAAAUACAAAAAUUGCUACUGUUCUGUGUUCAAAAAAAACUAUUAUCAUUUCUUCAUUAUCAGAAGCUCAAUUUAUAAUAGGUGUUAUUCCUUUGGUGUCUGGAAAAAUAAAUGUUAAAGUAAAACUUAUUAGUGAGGAUAAUUCACAAGAAAUCUAUAGAAAUUUACAAAUUCAGUCAGCAGAACCUCAAGUAUCAUGGUUGAACAAUUAUUAUGGUUCCAUAGACUUUGGGAUGGUACCAGAAAUGUCUAAAAAGUCUGUAUCUAUUGAACUGAUGAAUAACGGAAAGUACCAAGUCCCAAUCAAAUUUAUUCUUAGCCAGGAGGACUGCAAUGAUGUUAUUCAAGCCAAGGCUAUCAUUGAGCCAUCUGAAUUAUGGCAGUGCAAUGUAAAUUUUAUAACGUCUGAUUUUUCAUUUACAAACAAUACAACAAAAUUAAUCACAAGUCGGCUUAGAGUCGUAUUAGACUCUGUGGAAGAAUUAUCAAAAAAUUAUUCUCCAUUGCUAUAUUCUUCCAAUCUUUCUGGCCGUAUGGGCUUGACAUCUAUAUCAUUUGAUCAGAAUCCGUUGAUCUUAAAAAAGCAAGGACAAACUACAUUUAGAGGUGUUGUAGAAGUACAAAAUAACAGUGUUCAGGCAAUCAAUGUGUUGGUGAAGAAAAGUAAAGAAAAAUGUUCAGACCUAAUUGUCCAACCAAAUAAACUAGAAUUAACUGUAAACAAAAAAGGAAAAAUACAUAUUUUCUGUAAAUUUUCGAAACUACCCUACAAUCAUAUUGAGGAAGAUUUACUAUUUCAAGUUGAGUCCUCAAAAAAACAAUUUGUUUUACACAUCAAAAUAGAACAAAACGAACCUAGUUUUAAUAUUCCGGAACUUUCUCUAUCAAAUGUUCCAUCUUCUCGUCCUAUAUCUCCAUGGAGUACAAGUUCAUCUAGUGCGAUUGGUCAACUAGAAUUAGAAUCUACAUGUUCGAGUCUUAUUUGGGGUAGUGUGCCUCCUAAUACAAAAUCUGUACAAACGUUUACAUUACGUAAUCGUGGGGCACACAAGGAAAAGUUACGUUUGUUUAUUAAGGACAACAAAAACUGUUUUAAACUAAUAUCAUCUGGCGAAAACCAAGUAUCAGAAAUUAAAUUAUUGUUGGAAUCCAUGGAAAGUCAAAAAAUUAGCGUGGUACUUGUAUCUACUUCAAAUGAAGGUGAAGCUUUUGGGCAAGUUGUUGUACAUAGACAACAUGGUAGUGAUUGUGAUAAACGUGUAAUCCCUUUGUAUGGGUAUUGUGGAUAUUCUGAUAUUAUUGUCCAAGGUGUAUUUGAAGAUACUAUGGGACAUAUGUGGCUCAAUCCUAACCCACAACUCCUUUCAGCUCAAUUUACUCUAACAAACUCGGGAAAUACCACUGCAUUUGUAAAAAUUAUUCAGGGAAGUUCAGUGGAAGAUGUAAUUCAGCCAAAUGAGUUUAUGUUAAAAAAAGGUGAAACUACUACUAUACAUAUUUCAAUAGUAAUGAAUCCAGAAAGGCUUGAAAUUUUGCUCGAUCAUGACGAUAAUUCAAAAAUUAUAAAUAUUAACAACUUGUCUCUUGUUUAUGGAGAUGAAGUAUCUCGUAUUCGAAUAUCAAGGAUUUGGCAACGAAUUAAAAAAAGUAAGAAAACUGUGAUGUAUCCUGAUAAACAACGUUUAGAUGAAAUAUCAAAUUUAUUUGAUGGUGAAAACAUUGUUAAUGUACAUCAUAUGGUAGAUCCUGAGAAUUCAUUAUUCAAAUUGUGGAAAAUGGGCGUAAAUGAGGUUUCUAUUGGUAUUCUUAUGGAAAGAACUUGUUUAGAAUCAUUGCUUUGUGAAACAACAACAGUAUUUAAUGACCUGGACACAACUGUGAUAAACAGAAUGCCAUUAUAAAAGCUGAUUAAACAAUUUGUUCGUUUUAAAUAUUUUUAUUUGUUUAAUAAUUAUUUUUAUAUUUUAUUUUAACGUGUAAAUUGUACUUACUAAAUAUAACAUUUUAUUGAUAUGUAACACCUAUUUUUAUUAAAAUAGGUGUUAAAAAUAUUUUUUGAUCUCUAUUGUUUAAUUUUAGUUUUAUACAAAAUAUACAAACAUGUUAUAAAUUAUCAAAAAGAAGCCAGAAAUAUUUUUU
Molecule: messenger RNA, 4221 nt
Organism: Adelges cooleyi (spruce gall adelgid)
Lineage: Eukaryota; Metazoa; Arthropoda; Insecta; Hemiptera; Adelgidae
Source: RefSeq, a predicted model, not a curated record